Messenger RNA from Hemiscyllium ocellatum (epaulette shark), 1278 nucleotides. It is a transcript of the gene mdh2, whose product is annotated as malate dehydrogenase 2, NAD (mitochondrial). The transcript is spliced from 9 exons. Gene Ontology annotation, molecular function: L-malate dehydrogenase (NAD+) activity. Gene Ontology annotation, cellular component: cytoplasm; mitochondrion. Gene Ontology annotation, biological process: malate metabolic process; tricarboxylic acid cycle. The coding region runs from base 97 to 1113 and encodes 338 amino acids. The record is from RefSeq and is a predicted model, not a curated record. NCBI's taxonomy places the organism in Eukaryota, Metazoa, Chordata, Chondrichthyes, Orectolobiformes, Hemiscylliidae.
AGCCUGGGCCCAAUAGGUUCGGUUGCGCCCCCUGGAAAGUCCUCUGGCUGGAGGUCGUUGGAGUCACCGUCGUUGAGGGAUCGGUCGCCGCUUGAAAUGUUCAGCCGCGUUGUUAGGCCUGCAGCCUCCGUGCUUGGCCGGACCUUUUCCGUCUCCUCGCAGAACAAUGCCAAGGUAGCAGUAUUAGGAGCCUCAGGUGGCAUUGGACAGCCUCUUUCUCUGCUACUGAAGAACAGCCCUCUUGUGAGUGACCUCUCACUCUAUGAUAUUGCACACACGCCUGGUGUUGCAGCUGAUCUCAGUCACAUUGAGACUAGAGCAAAGGUUACUGGUUACUUGGGUGCCGAACAGCUGCCUGAUGCCUUGAAAGGAAGUGAACUGGUGGUCAUUCCUGCUGGAGUACCUCGGAAACCAGGCAUGACUCGAGAUGAUCUGUUCAAUACUAAUGCUACAAUAGUUGCGGUUUUAACAGAGGCUUGUGCUCAGACUUGUCCAGAGGCCAUGAUCUGUAUCAUCUCCAAUCCUGUGAACUCCACCAUACCAAUCACGUCAGAGGUUUUCAAGAAACUUGGAGUCUACAACCCAAACAAAAUCUUUGGCGUGACAACACUGGAUGUGGUCAGAGCCAACACGUUUAUUGGUGAACUGAAGGGCCUUGACCCAGCUCGUGUGUCUGUCCCAGUGGUUGGAGGCCAUGCUGGUAAGACGAUCAUUCCCCUGAUCUCUCAGUGCAAUCCUAAAGUGGAAUUUCCCCAGGACCAGCUGGAGGCCCUAACAGGCAGGAUCCAGGAGGCUGGUACAGAGGUGGUAAAAGCCAAGGCUGGAGCAGGUUCUGCCACCCUGUCCAUGGCUUACGCCGGCGCCAGAUUUGUCUUCUCUCUUUUGGAUGCUAUGAAUGGUAAAGAAGGAGUGGUGGAAUGUGCGUUUGUCAGAUCCGAAGAAACUGAAUCACCGUAUUUCUCUACACCUCUGCUGCUCGGGAAAAAUGGGAUUGAAAAGAAUCUUGGACUAGGAAAACUAUCUGCCUUUGAAGAGAAGCUUGUAGCUGAAGCUAUGAGUGAAUUGAAGGGCUCUAUAAAGAAAGGAGAGGACUUUGUGAAGAACAGGAAAUAGAUGAGUGGUUGCAUCAAUGUGUACAGAACAGGAGGACUCCAACCUGUUGCAAACACGCCAAGACAAGUGGCACUGGUCACUGCUGUAUGUCUGUCUGUUUGCUAGCGGUUUUUAAGUCUGUUUGCCAUGAGAGAUCUCUAAACUAAUUAAAUUACUAGCACCAUU